GAACAGAGCAAACCAAGCAGAAAUGAAGAUAAUUAUUGUUUGUUGUUUAUCAGUAGCUUUAUUAGCUACAUUGAUCACCAGUGUUCCAGUCAAUAAUGCUGAAAUUGAACAACAAUCACGAGGUGACGUUACUGAUUUUAUCUAUGAAAAUUUAUUGUCAAAUUUAUUUACUGGAUUUGUUCAAACAACUAUGUCAUCAUUAUCUUCAUUUAUAAACAAUAUAAUACAAACAAACCCACUUGGUCUUGGAAAACGUUCGACUGAUGAACAAUUGAGAAUUGAUAUUGGCACAUUUUUAUAUGACAAUGUUCUUGCCAAUUUAUUUUCAGGAUUAGUUAAUAACGCAUUUGGUUCAAUAGCAGGAGUAUUAAAUAAUUUGAUCACAACAAAUCCGUUAGGAGUUGGAAAACGAGCAAUCAGUAUUUGGGAUUUUCUCUACGAUAAUAUUGCUGCACCAUUAUUCACGGGUUUAGUUUCAAACACUGCCGAUCUUCUACAAAAUACUUUAGUCAAUUUAAUUACAUCAAACCCAUUAGGAGUGGGACGUCGCUCACUAAAUAGUGCCCAACAAAUUGUUGAACAAUCAAUUGCUAAACUCGUUGCACAAUUUAAAUUAUUUGCAGAUGAAGCAUUAUCAGCACUAGCCAAUAAUGACAAACAAAAAGUACAGGCAUUAGUAAAAUCAAUGAUCAAUUAUGUCAAAGUCAAUGUUGCACAAUUAUCUCAACAAUUAGGAAACGAAUUAAUGGGUGCCAUUCCAAGUGAUGUUGUAGAAAAAAUUGAUCAAGUAUUGGAAGUAUUACGUACAGUGUUCAUCAUGUUCUCAAGCAGUCUUGGUUCACUUGGCCCUGUCAUCGGUCCAUUUCCACAAUAG
This is a messenger RNA of Didymodactylos carnosus, 874 nucleotides long. The record is from the annotation of a GenBank genome assembly. Lineage: Eukaryota; Metazoa; Rotifera; Eurotatoria; Philodinida; Philodinidae.